This is a messenger RNA of Scatophagus argus, 1169 nucleotides long. RefSeq names its product ribulose-5-phosphate-3-epimerase (gene rpe). Gene Ontology annotation, biological process: carbohydrate metabolic process; pentose-phosphate shunt; pentose-phosphate shunt, non-oxidative branch. The coding region runs from base 69 to 755 and encodes 228 amino acids. The record is from RefSeq and is a predicted model, not a curated record. NCBI's taxonomy places the organism in Eukaryota, Metazoa, Chordata, Actinopteri, Scatophagidae. Gene Ontology annotation, cellular component: cytosol. The transcript has 6 exons. Gene Ontology annotation, molecular function: D-ribulose-phosphate 3-epimerase activity; metal ion binding.
GUACUGCUUUAUGUUGUGGUUAACCUGACGUGGUGUUUGCAGCCAGGCUGCAUGCAGACAGUAACAGCAUGGCUUACGGUGCGAAAAUUGGUCCGUCCAUCCUGAGCAGCGACCUGUCCUGUCUGGGCAGCGAGUGUGUCCGGAUGAUGGAGUGCGGGGCAGAUUACCUGCACCUCGACGUUAUGGACGGGCACUUUGUCCCAAACAUCACAUUUGGACAUCCCAUGGUGGAGUGCCUGAGGAAAUCAGUAGGCCAAGACCCCUUCUUUGACAUGCACAUGAUGGUGUCCCGGCCGGAGCAGUGGGUGAAGCCCAUGGCUGCAGCAGGAGCCAACCAGUACACAUUCCACUUAGAGGCCACCACCAACCCUGGAAAUCUCAUCAAGGAGAUAAAAGAGAGUGGCAUGAAGGUGGGUUUGGCCAUAAAGCCUGGUACUACCGUUGAAGAGUUAGCACCCUGGGCUAACCAGAUCGACAUGGCUCUGGUCAUGACUGUUGAACCAGGCUUUGGAGGACAGAAAUUCAUGGAGGACAUGAUGCCCAAGGUGAGCUGGUUGAGGAGUCAGUUUCCUUCAUUAGACAUCGAAGUGGAUGGAGGAGUUGGCCCUGACACCAUUCACAAGUGUGCAGAGGCGGGAGCCAACAUGAUUGUGUCAGGCAGCGCCGUUAUAGGCAGCGACGACCCUCGUUCCGUCAUCACCCUCCUGCGCACCGCGGUGGCUGAAGCAAUUCAGAAACGUUCGCUGGACCGCUGAGAUGUCUGUUUUGUUGAUGCUCCACCUGCCUCUCCCAGCAACACAACACAGCAGCCGGUGGAAUAGACACUUAUGGGGUAGAGGCCAGAGAUCACGGUCAGAGCAGGGGAGGGGAGGGGGGCUUCUGUGGAGGUGUGAGCUCAUGGCCGAAUCUAAAUCGCUAUCGAUGUGAAGAACGCUGCAUGGUGCCUCUGCAAAACUUCACUUCAAACUUUGACCUUCAUCCUGUCCAGCCAAAAUCUCCUCUCUGAAUCGAUAACUAAAGUCAGUCUCAUCUCAGCACCGGGACAAACAUUUUACGGCCGGAGCUGAGGUUGCACUGUUUCCACAUCUGUAAACAUUCCUGAACAUAGUUUGAUUUAAGCUGUAAGUUUGAAUAUAAUUAUGGAAAUAAAACAGCCCAAGGAGCACUGA